CCCCGCUUUAGGAGAUGCAUCCUAGUCUGCGCGCGCCUUGGGGAGGUGCGCGCACGCCUUUUUGCGACAGAGAACAAAGCUCGCGCGCAGCGAGUGUGUAUGAGAGAGAGAGAGAGAGAGAGAGAGAGAGAGAGAGAGAUCGUAUGUUUUUGAAUUGUCAGUACUCUGCCCUCAUUACCCAACACGGUUGCACGUUGAGGAGGGGCGUGUGUCCACAAAAUGCACGUGUAUAAAGCUCAUGCCACUCUGCCGCUCUGCACACACGUUGUGUCGGACCCUCGGUAGGCAUCCUCUUCCCGGACCCUCAGCAUCCCCUCACACGACUUUCAGAUAUUUUUCCCGCGGGUUCUUUAAACACACCGGCGGAUUUAUCUCCGUUCAGGAUAUGACCAUGAGGCAUCUCUGGUUGUCUGCAGUAGUUGCUGUUUAUCUCGCUGGGUGCAUCGCUGACGCCGAAACGGCUUCCCGGAACUCCAUCAAGAACCUGCAGCCUGGAGCAGCAGGAAGCGCCGAGCCGGUGAGCGCGAGCCCACAAGCGCCCAAGACAGACCCGGGAGCCGGAGAGCGCACAGCGCCUCAGAGCUGCGGCGGUGUUUCUCAGUGCGCUGUUUCGGAGUUCUGCUCUCGCGGGAUUUGUCAGCCGUGCCGCAAACGCAGGAAGAGAUGCGCUCGAGACGCGAUGUGCUGCGCAGGAAACCGGUGCAUUAACGGUGUUUGCCAAGCAGGUGAAGUAAACGCCACUCAGGUUGUCAGCACGACGGUUAUCUCCAAGCAGACCACUGAGGUUCAUAACAACCCUACAAGUGCAUUAGGUGACCAGAUCAAAACAGUGGUGCAACAGCAGCCUAAAAAGACAACUGUCGCCUCUUCAAGACCAGAUGAACCGAAAGUUGAAGGAGACAAGUGUCUGAGGUCCUCAGACUGCUCCAAGGGUCUGUGCUGUGCUCGCCACUUCUGGUCUCGGAUCUGUAAGCCAGUGGUGACGGAGGGCCAGAUCUGCACGCGUCACCACCGCAAAGACAGUCACGGCCUUGAGAUCUUCCAGCGCUGCGAAUGCGAUCAGGGCUUGGUGUGCAGAGCCGAGAAAGAUCAAGGGUCAGAUAACCUGCAGCAGCAGCAGCAGCAGCAGCAGCAGCAGCAACAGCAGCAGCAACAGCCUCGCAAAAACACGAACAAAGCAACCAGACCCCUUCACACAUGUCAGCCACGCUAGGACAUAUUUAGGACAACUGGCUUUUAAUGCUCCCUCACAUUCACUCACACAUGCGUAUUCACACACGUUUGCAUACGUUCAAUAUCACAUGUGCAUGCAUGGACACAGGCAGAAGGGACACAGGAGAACUGAUUCCCUGAAAGGACGCCCCAUUAUAAGGAUAGAUCAGAUUUUGUGGAUGGAUGCAGAAAAAGUGCACCGUGUUGAAGACUGAAUGUAGGACUCUGCCCUAAAGACAAGUUUUGUUUGUUUGUUUGUUUUUUUCCAGAUCUUUAGGAAGACAGAGUGAUGUUUCCCUUUAUAAGGGAACUAUACAAAUUUCUUGCAGUAAAUUACUGUAUUGUACGUGGCACUUAACGGAGCUUAUCAAUUCUGUAAAAGUAGUUUUGUGAGACCUGGUGCUGCAUGACACUAUGCUAAUAAUGUAAAUAUGCAAAUGAUAUGAUUUAUAUUAUUAUUUACA
Molecule: messenger RNA, 1676 nt
Organism: Silurus meridionalis
Lineage: Eukaryota; Metazoa; Chordata; Actinopteri; Siluriformes; Siluridae
Gene: dkk1a
Product: dickkopf WNT signaling pathway inhibitor 1a
Exons: 4
Coding region: 239-1213 (324 amino acids)
Biological process (GO): multicellular organism development; negative regulation of canonical Wnt signaling pathway
Cellular component (GO): extracellular region
Molecular function (GO): receptor antagonist activity; co-receptor binding
Source: RefSeq, a predicted model, not a curated record